Molecule: messenger RNA, 2745 nt
Organism: Acinonyx jubatus (cheetah)
Lineage: Eukaryota; Metazoa; Chordata; Mammalia; Carnivora; Felidae
Gene: KRT74
Product: keratin 74
Exons: 9
Coding region: 68-1648 (526 amino acids)
Biological process (GO): intermediate filament organization; keratinization
Cellular component (GO): keratin filament
Molecular function (GO): structural constituent of skin epidermis
Source: RefSeq, a predicted model, not a curated record
UGUCCCGUCAGAGUGUUCACUAUCUGUUGGUAUUCUCUCCAGCUCUGUCAACUCCAUCCUUCCCACCAUGAGUCGCCAGCUGAACAUCAAGCCUGGUGGUGACAAGGGUGGCUUCAGUGGGCGCUCAGCCGUGGUGCUGAGGAAGGCUGUGGGCAGUAUGGCUUCUUGCCGUGCCGCUGGCAAAGGACCUGGGGCUGGCUUCAGCAGUCGGAGCCUCUAUAGUCUUGGAGGGAAUCGGUGUAUUUCCUUCAAUACGGCUGGCGGUGGUGUUUGGACUGGAGGUUACAGCUUUGGGCCUGGCUCUGGAUAUGGAGGGGGCCGGGCGACUGGCUUUGCCGGCAGCAUGUUUGGCAGUGUGGCCUCGGGGCCCGUGUGCCCAUCCAUGUGCCCACCCGGGGGCAUCCACCAGGUCACCAUCAACAAGAGCCUCCUGGCCCCCCUCAACGUGGAGCUGGACCCUGAGAUCCAGAAAGUGCGCACCCAGGAGCGGGAGCAGAUCAAAGCUCUGAACAACAAGUUCGCCUCCUUCAUCGACAAGGUGCGCUUCCUGGAGCAGCAGAACCAGGUGCUGGAGACCAAGUGGGAGCUGCUACAGCAGCUGGACCUGAGCAGCUGCAGGAAGAACCUGGAGCCCAUCCUCGAGGGCUACAUCAGCAACCUGCAGAAGCAGCUGGAGACGCUGUCCGGGGACAGGGUGCGGCUGGACUCGGAGCUGCGGAACGUGCGGGACGUGGUGGAGGACUACAAGAAGAGGUAUGAGGUGGAGAUUAAUCAGCGCACAACAGCUGAGAAUGAGUUUGUGGUGCUCAAGAAGGAUGUGGAUGCAGCCUACACGGUCAAGGUGGAGCUUCAGGCCAAAGUAGACUCUCUGGAUAAAGACAUCAAGUUCCUCAAGUGUUUGUAUGACGCGGAGAUGGCCCAGAUCCAGACUCAUGCCAGUGAGACCUCUGUUAUCCUUUCCAUGGACAACAACCGGGAUCUGGACCUGGACAGCAUCAUCGCCAAGGUCCGAGCUCAGUAUGAGGAGAUCGCCCUGAAGAGCAAGGCAGAGGCUGAGGCCCUGUACCAGAGCAAGAUCCAAGAGCUGCAGCUGGCAGCCGGCCGGCACGGUGAUGACCUCAAACACACCAAGAACGAGAUGUCAGAGCUGAACCGGCUCAUCCAGAGGAUCCGGUGUGAGAUUGCCAAUGUGAAGAAGCAGUGUGCCAACCUGGAGACGGCCAUCGCCGAUGCCGAGCAGCGGGGCGACAGUGCCCUGAAGGAUGCCCGGGCCAAGCUGGACGAGCUGGAGGCUGCCCUGCACCAGGCCAAGGAGGAGCUGGCCCGGAUGCUGCGGGAGUACCAGGAGCUCAUGAGCCUGAAGCUGGCCCUGGACAUGGAGAUCGCCACCUACCGCAAGCUGCUGGAGGGCGAGGAGUGCAGGAUGUCUGGUGAGAAUCCAUCGUCUGUGAGCAUCUCUGUCAUCAGCAGCGGUGGAAACAGUUACUACCACCCCAGCACCUCUGGCAGUGCUGACACGGGGCCCAGUGGCCUGGCGGGCAGCUCCAGCAGCACUUGGGCCGGACAGUCCAGGGCCAAAGGGGCACGAGUGGGAGACCUCAAGGAUGCCCGGGGCAAGAGCGCCCCCUCCAGGAAAGCUACCCGAUAAACUCCCGGCACCAGGGAGAAGAGAGAUCCUGGCCACCGCCCUACCUGGAGUUGUCUGCUGUCCCCCACCCUCCACCCCGAGUCCCGGGACUGUCUGUAGAGGGCUCGGCCACCCGUGCCGUGCCUCCCCUGACUGUCCUGUUUCCUCGGGUACCGCGUGGACUCUGACUUCUUGUUUCCCCUUACUGCCUUCAGGAGGCUUUGGGGCACAGGCUCCAAUUACCUUCUUGGCCCUGGGAAGCUCUGGUUCUCCCCAGAAGAAGAGGGGAAGGGGGUGGCGGAGAGGGAGGGGAGGGGGGAAUAGUCUUGCUGUGUGCUGAGGCUGAGGCUCAUUCCAUGUGCACCCAGGAGGCAAGCGGUCAGCCAGCCCUUGCCUGUCCCCUCAGAAAGGUCUUUGCCGAAUGACUCCAUUAUUUAGGAGAAAAGGUGUCCUCUCUCAGACCACCAGCUGUAUCUGUCUCUACAAAGCCAAGUGACAGAGAACGUAGGGAUCUCCUGCCACCUUGGGUCACCCACCACUCCUCCCUUACUGGUAAUAGCUACAACCAUAUGCUAAGCACCUGCUACGUGCCAGGCUCCCCGCAUGCCUGUCUUUCUUACCCAACCUGCUGGGUGGAUGCAACCAGCAUCCUCAGGACAGAGGAGAAGCCCCAUCCUCUGAGAGGCUGUAGAAUCUGUCCCUGUGACCCACGAAGUACCAGGGCCACGAGUCAAGCCCAGGUCUGGCUGACUCCAGGGUCUAUAUACUUUCCAUGGCACAUCACUGCCUCUUUCACAAAGGGAGUUUUUUUGAACCCAUGGUUCUUUUGAUGAGGGCAGCAUGAUUAUGUUGCCUUUUUGUUGAGGACUGUGGGUGUGUGACUUAUCUUGAGUGCUCUCUCUGGGGCUGUAUCCUGCUGUGCUUGUGAUUCUCAAUUCUUGUUGCUAUGAGCUGUGCUUGGUGGGGGGAGCUUGAUCUAUCUCUGAUGGUACUGCCCAGGCCAGAAGUCAUGGCUCUUGAUGUAAAUAUUCCUAAAAAUGGUCACACCCAGUCCCUUCUUUGCUUGAGUUAAGAACUCUGGAUUCCUGCUGUACAAUCAAUAAACUGCCCUUGAGUAA